AUUGCAAAAAAAAUAUUUAGGAUAUAUCCGAUGAGCUGCCGCGUUCUAAUUGUUACUUUGGGAACCAGCGGUAAGUAGCGGAGGACCUCUGCCCGUCAAGCUACAGGUUGGUGAUCGCGGUCAGCUAGGCUACGACGGGAUCCGCAUUGUCGACGGAGGCAAUGAUCACAAACUUCUACUUCCGGACUCUCCGCUACGAUUUAGCGUCACUUUUAUAGAAUCGUUUAAAACCGUAGCGUUGUCCAUCUCCUUACUCAUCUCUGUGUUUUAUAUUAAACUUUCGUCUCUUUGGUCAUGAAGAUUGACAAUUGUUGUGACGCUUUGUAAUAUUUGUUUUUCCACUUUGAUCUCGAUUGUUAUGAUCAUUUGGAAUUUCUUGUGUGAUCUUAAAGAGAUUUUUUGUUUUGUGCCAAAGUCGAUUAAGGUUUGGGUAUAAAGAUCAAGCAUGGGCGAUAUAAAAGCCUUUGUACACCAAUGGUGCUCAAAAAAUGGCAAGGAACCACAAUUCGAUACCAGGCCGACAGGUCCUAAACAUCGGCAGCGUUUUCUUUGUGAGCUACGUGUUCUUGGAUAUGAUUAUGUUGCCAUAGGCAAUUCAACGAAUAAGAAAGAUGCAAUGGGCAAUGCAUCUCGUGACUUUACUAAUUAUCUGAUUCGUUCAGGAAUUGUUAAUGCAAAUGAUGUACCGCAAGAUCAUAAUAUGCCACCUGUUCAAGCUGCAACGCCGACAAAUGUAAAAGCUGAUCCAGGAACUCCAGUUAAAUCAGUAUUUCAAAAUGGCUUGGGUCCCAAUGAUAUAGGUCAAGCAUAUAGACCUUAUAAUGAGAGAGGUCAGGGAAAUUAUACAUAUAUUGAUCGAAUUGCGGAACAGAAAAAGGUUGAAGAAGCUGAAGAUGUGGAUGUCAAUUCUGGUAUUCAUGGGAAUUGGACAAUUGAGAAUGCAAAGUCAAAGUUGCAUCAAUUUAUGCAGAUUAAUAAAAUUAAUGCUGAUUACAAAUAUACCCCUGUUGGCCCAGAUCACACAAGGAGCUUCAUGGCUGAAAUGUCAAUCUACGUAAAAGAACUUGGGCGAUGUGUUACUGGUCGCGAGACGGGUUCUAAUAAACAAACAGCGUCAAAGAGCUGUGCAUUGUCGCUGGUUAGACAAUUAUAUCAUCUUGGUGUCAUCGAAGCAUUCAGUGGCACUUUGAAAAGCAACAAAGACGCCGAACAAAUUAAGCCCUAUCCAGUGAAAAUAUCUCCAGAAAUAAUUAGUCAAGUCCAUGAUGUGCUGGCGGGACUUGAAAUAAAGCCAAUCGACGUAAAAGUAGCUGAACCUGUCGCUACACCGACACCAGAAACUAAACCUCCGUCAUCUACUCCUGGAAUAUCUUUAAUAACAAAUCACGUUCUUGAUGAUUUUAUAUCAUCAGUACCUCAACCAGCAGGAGUUGUUAGUUGGUCUCCACCUCAGCAAAAUUGGAAUCCCUGGACAGGAUGUAACAUCGACGAAGGUCCUCUGGCCACCAUUUCCUUAGACGUACUAUCAGAAGACAUUUCAAAUGAUCACAGGCAAAGAUUAAAUGAUGAUACUGCUUUACAAAAAAGUUUAAAGGAGCGAUCGAACUUGCCUGUCUUUGCAAAGCGCAAUGAAAUCAUGAUGGCUAUUAAUGAUAAUCCAGUUAUUAUUAUUCGCGGUAACACUGGCUGUGGUAAAACUACUCAAGUCUGUCAAUUCAUCUUGGAUGAUUAUAUAUCUUCUGGCCAAGGUGCAUACUGCAGUAUUGCUGUAACGCAACCAAGAAGAAUUUCAGCUGUUUCCGUAGCUGAUCGGGUUGCUAGUGAAAGGUGCGAAAGUAUUGGUCAGUCCGUAGGAUAUUCAGUCAGAUUUGAAUCCUGUCUACCAAGACCAUACAGCAGUAUACUAUUUUGUACGGUUGGCGUUUUACUCAGAAAGUUGGAGGGUGGUCUUAGGGGUGUGUCGCACGUGAUUGUCGAUGAGAUUCACGAGCGAGACGUAAAUUCCGACUUUAUCAUGGUUGUACUCCGCGAUAUGAUUCAUAUGUAUCCAGAUCUCAGGGUGAUCCUCAUGUCAGCUACAAUAGAUACGACAUUGUUCAGUCAGUACUUCAAUAAUUGUCCGGUAAUAGAGAUUCCUGGCAGAUCAUUUCCGAUACAACAGUAUUUCCUAGAAGAUUGUAUUCAACUGACCUCUUUUGUGCCACCGACUGACUUGAAGAAGAGAAAGAAUCGUGAAGCGGAUGACCUGGGGACAGACUUUGAAGCCGAGGAGAAUUUAAAUAAAGUUAUCUCCUCGCAAUAUAGUAUUCAAACAAAGAAUGCUAUGGCCCAAAUGUCUGAGAAGGAAAUCAGUUUCGAAUUGCUCGAAGCACUACUAAGAUAUAUUAAAGACCAAGAUAUCAAUGGAGCAGUGCUUAUUUUUUUACCAGGAUGGAGUAUGAUUUUUGCAUUGAUGAAACACUUACAGCUCCAUCCUAUAUUUGGUGGAUCGAAUUACUUUGUUAUACCACUACAUUCUCAACUUCCUAGAGACGAGCAACGUAAGGUAUUCGACCCUGUACCACCAGAUGUCACGAAAAUUAUCCUGGCCACGAAUAUAGCUGAAACUUCAAUUACUAUCAAUGAUGUAGUUUGCGUCAUUGAUUCUUGCAAAGCCAAAAUGAAAUUAUUUACGUCACACAAUAACAUGACGAAUUACGCAACUGUAUGGGCGAGCAAAACAAAUUUGGAACAACGCAAGGGUCGUGCUGGAAGAGUUAAGCCUGGGUUCUGUUUUCAUUUGUGCUCAAGAGCUCGUUUCGAGAAGAUGGAUGAACACAUGACACCUGAAAUGUUUAGAACACCUUUACAUGAAUUAGCAUUGAGUAUUAAGUUAUUAAGGCUGGGAAGUAUUGGACAGUUCUUGUCGAAAGCUAUCGAACCACCUCCCAUAGAUGCUGUAAUAGAGGCUGAAGUCAUACUGCGAGAGAUGAAAUGUUUAGACGCAAAUGACGAAUUGACUCCAUUAGGUAAAAUCUUGGCUCGAUUACCUAUAGAGCCACGUUUGGGUAAAAUGAUGAUAUUAGGAUGUAUGUUUCGUGUCGGGGAUGCACUCUCCACAAUGGCUGCGAAUAGUACAACCUUUCCGGAGGUUUAUAAUACAGGACUGGAUGGGAAACGUUCAGCAGUUUCACAGAGACAAUUUGCUGGUGCAAGAUAUAGUGAUCACGUAGCAAUGAUGCACGCGUUCCAAGCAUGGGAAGAAGCCCGAUUCUCUGGUGAAUAUGCAGAACAGGCAUUUUGCGAUGCUAAAAAUUUGAGUAUUCCUACGCUGAGAGUCACAUGGGAAGCUAAAAAUCAACUACAGUCUCUACUUCAGAGUGCUGGAUUUCCUGAAGAAACUCUAUGCCCGACACCUUUGAACUAUCAAGCUGGUGCGGAUGUCCGACUUGAUACAAUUACUGCUUUAUUAUGUAUGGGCUUAUAUCCUAACGUUUGUUACCAUAAAGAAAAACGAAAGGUACUCACGACCGAGUCUAAAGCUGCUCUCAUACACAAAACUUCAGUAAACUGCAGCACCUUUGAACAGACUUUCCCAUUUCCGUUCUUUGUAUUUGGCGAAAAGAUUCGCACCAGGGCAGUCUCUUGUAAGCAAAUGACAAUGGUGUCCCCUAUCCAUUUACUUCUUUUUGGAUCACGUAAAGUCGAGUACGUCGACGGUAUGGUUAGGCUGGAUAACUGGAUAAAUUUGGAUAUGAAUCCUGAAGAAGCUGCUGCCAUCGUUGCACUAAGACCUGCAUUGGAGAGUCUUGUUGUUAGAGCAUCGAAAGAACCAACAGCCAUAUUGGAACUCAGUCCACUCGAAGACAAGGUAUUAGCUGUCAUCAAAGUACUCUGUGGUAUGAAUUCUUGUCGGUAUGAAAUGGAACCGAUUACUGGAGGUGGAUUUGGUAGUAAAAGACCACCGAGAGAAUUCUUGCAUUCUGUUCGUGAUUCUAUGGAAGGCUCUUCGUCGAAAUUCAUGCGUGGUAGUGGGGGAUAUCGUGGUGGUUACGGCGGCAGGAAUGAUUAUAGCGAUAGAAGCUAUAAUCAGGGAAACUUUAACAGAAGCGGUGGUAAUGGUUCCAGUCAUUUUGGAUAUGGCGGUAGUAGUGGUUCCAGUGCUGGCUAUGGAGGUGGUUAUGGCGGUCAGCGAGGUGGUAGAGGUUACCGAGGUGGGGAAAAUGGAAACACUUGGAAUAAUAAUAGAGGAUCUUACAGAAGGUAUUAAAUUACCUUUUUCAUCUAUCUUAAUUGAUUAUAUUUGUAUUCCAUAUGAGAAUAUUACAAAUGGUACAAUAUACUUUGUGUUAACUGUACUAUUUAGAGCAAUUAUUUAAGUAAUUAUGGUUAACGUAGAUAUGUAUUAUUUAGGUUUCUUAUAACAAACAUUUAUUAUAAUUCUCAUUUAUUUCAUAAUUCUAUAUUAGAAAGUCACCUGAACUAACGGUAUAGGCAAUAUAUAUUUUGUGUGUACUUCACCAAAGUCUCCAUACACGCAUUCACAAUAAAUGUAUGUUAUUAAAAUUUGAUUAUCUUUAAA
Messenger RNA from Cephus cinctus (wheat stem sawfly), 4561 nucleotides. It is a transcript of the gene mle, whose product is annotated as dosage compensation regulator. The transcript is spliced from 9 exons. Bases 446 to 4249 code for a protein of 1267 amino acids. Gene Ontology annotation, cellular component: ribonucleoprotein complex; intracellular anatomical structure; nucleolus. The record is from RefSeq and is a predicted model, not a curated record. Lineage: Eukaryota; Metazoa; Arthropoda; Insecta; Hymenoptera; Cephidae. Gene Ontology annotation, biological process: regulation of mRNA processing; positive regulation of transcription by RNA polymerase II. Gene Ontology annotation, molecular function: ATP binding; 3'-5' DNA helicase activity; double-stranded RNA binding.